AUGGCCAAGUACCUUAAUUAUUUUCAGUUUGGGGUUGGUGUAUCCGGGGGUGCUGAGGCUGUGUUACCCAGUGCUAAUAGGAUGUUGAGUGAACACCACACUGAUGGGUCUCUUGCAAUGCUUAUAGUGGAUUUCUCAAAUACCUUUAACCUGGUGGAUAGAUCAGCCUUGGUCCACGAGGUUGAGAGGAUGUGCCCUUUUAUUUCUUUGUGGGUGAAUUUCUUAUAUGGGCAAGCAUUGAGACUUUAUAUAGGAGACCAACAUAUACGGUUUGCCACUGGGGUGCUACAAGGUGACCCCUUGGGCCCUCUUUUUUUUGCCCUCAUUUUGCACUCCCUUGUACACAAGAUUAGAAACAAUUGUAAGCUCAUUCUCCAUGCUUGGUAUCUAGAUGAUGGGACUGUCAUUGGGGAUUCAGAGGAGGUGGCUAGCGUGUUGAACAUUAUUCAGGCGAAUGGUCCAGGAUUGGGUCUUGAGUUAAACAUCAAGAAAACGAAGAUUUUUUGGUCCUCCUGUGAUGGUAGGAAGCUUCGUGCCGAUUUAUUCUCGACGGAUAUAGGGAGUCCUUCUUUGGGGGUGAAGCUCCUUGGGGGGGGGGGGGGGGAGGGGGCUGUAAGCAGAGACGCAAGGUUUAUUAGCGGGCUGGCCAUGAAGAGAGCAGUUAAUGUUGUUGACUUGAUGCGUCUUCUUCCACAACUAUGUGACUUGCAGAGUGAGCUCCAUUUGCUUCAUUCAUGUAUGGGCUUUGCAAAACUUUUCUUUGGUUUAAGGACAUGCCAACCGAUGCAUAUAGAAGAUGCAACUUUGUUCUUUGAUAAAGGAUUGCACGGGUCUAUCGAGGAUAUGGUGGUAUGUGGAGGCCCCUUCUUUGGAGACAUCUAG
Lactuca sativa (garden lettuce) is the source of this 882-nucleotide messenger RNA. RefSeq lists its product as uncharacterized. NCBI's taxonomy places the organism in Eukaryota, Viridiplantae, Streptophyta, Magnoliopsida, Asterales, Asteraceae. The record is from RefSeq and is a predicted model, not a curated record.